Peromyscus californicus insignis is the source of this 1894-nucleotide messenger RNA. RefSeq names its product interleukin 10 receptor subunit beta (gene Il10rb). The record is from RefSeq and is a predicted model, not a curated record. NCBI's taxonomy places the organism in Eukaryota, Metazoa, Chordata, Mammalia, Rodentia, Cricetidae. Gene Ontology annotation, molecular function: protein binding; interleukin-10 receptor activity. The transcript has 7 exons. The coding region runs from base 143 to 1201 and encodes 352 amino acids.
UUUUCAGUGCACUGGCCGCCCUCGCAGCCCCGGUCCCCGCGGGCGGAGGGAGCCGGAGGGAGCCGGAGGGGAGUGGCCUGCCGCCCGGCGGAGGUUCCCGGAAGGGCGCCGGCGGCUGCGGGGCUGCGGCGGGCGCGGGGCCAUGGCCAGGGCGCGGAGCGUGGCGGCGGGCUGGCUGGGCGGCUUCCUGCUGCUGCCAGCUCUAGGAAUGAUUCCACCUCCUAAGAAUGUUAAGAUGAACUCGGUUAAUUUCAAGAACAUUCUACAAUGGGAGUCACCUGCUUUCCCCAAAGAGAAUCUGACUUUCACAGCUCAGUACGAAAGUUACUUGUAUUUCCAAGAUCACUGCAAGAACACUGCGUCUACCCAGUGUGACUUCUCAAAUCUUUCCAAGUACGGCGACCACACCGUGAGAGUCAGGGCUGAGUUCGCAGACGAACAUUCGGAGUGGGUGAGCGUCACCUUCUGCCCUGUGGAAGACACCAUUAUCGGACCUCCUGAGAUGCAGAUAGAAUCUCUUGCUGAUUCUUUGCAUAUGCGUUUCUCGGCCCCCAAAAUUGAAAAUGAACCUGAGACAUGGACCAUGAACAACCUUUAUAGCUCAUGGGCUUAUAGGGUUCAAUAUUGGAAAAACGGGACUAAUGAGAAGUUUCAAGUCACUUCUCCAUAUGACUCCGAGGUCAUCAGAAACCUGGAGCCAUGGACAACUUACUGCAUUCAAGUUCAAGUAUUUCUUCCUGAUCAGAACAGAACUGGAGAAUGGAGCGAACCUGUCUGUGAGCAGACAACCAAUGAUGAAACGACCCCUUCCUGGAUAGUGGCCAUCCUCCUGGUGACCUCCGUCUUUGUGGUCUUCCUCCUCCUCCUCGGCUGCUUUGGCUUGCUGUGGUUCAUUUACAAGAAGGCCAAGUACACCUUCCGCUGUAGGACAUCUAUUCCACAGCACCUGAAGGAGUUUCUGGGCCACCCCCACCCCAGCACCUUUCUGCUGCUCUCCUUGCCCGUCUCGGACAAGACCGAGGUGUUCGACAAACUGAGCAUCGUCACCCAAGAGUCUAGCGGCAGCAAGCAGAAUCUCAGCGACAGCUGUGCCCUGGGGACCCCGUGCGAGCCGGAACCUCAAGAGCUGGGGUCCAAGGAUGAAACCCCCUCACCGGCACAUUGUGACCCCUUACUUCUCACAUCUGCCUCGGAACUGUGAUCAGAAGGGCCAGUUGAGAAAACUCCAACUCGAGAACUUUCUGAUGCUGGACUUGUACAGACUACCAAAGAGCCAGGUUUUAAAAGGUCCAGUGACAAAAAAACACUCCAUGUGUUUGGAGUUUACGGCUUUAUAAAGAGUUCAAUAGUUUAGGGGCUGAGAGUGUAGCUCAGCUGAUAUAAUGUUUACCCAACACACGUGAAGUCCUAGCUUCAAUCCCCAACACCAUACAAGCCAGGAACGGCAGUGUCUGCCUAUAAGCACAACCCUUGGGAGGUGGAGGAGGAGAAGCAGGACUUCAAGGCCAAGCUGGACCGAGACCCUGUCUAUAAAAGAGAGAGAGACUUUAAUGAUUAUUUUUUAAUGACCACUGAAUGUAAUUUGAGCCCUUGGUGCUCACUAAAGUGGGACCACAUUGAAACUAUGAGAAACAGAAAUAAGGGACGGAAGUGGAAACUCUAUCAAGUCCUAAGGACGUCUGUAGACCGCCCUCAUCUCAAAAGUGGUCGGCCCCAUGCUGGGCAGACAUGGCUGUUUUGGAUUCUCAAGAAUCAGAGAGAUUUCCUUUCCUACCUGUAUGUUUUGUAUAUUGCUGGUGUUCUGUAAAUAGUCUAUAUUUGUAUAUUAUUUGUGUUUCCUAGCUUUCCGCUGCUGUAACAAAAUACAUGACGUAAACAGUUCAAAGGGCAGAAA